Lutzomyia longipalpis is the source of this 1651-nucleotide messenger RNA. Its product is annotated as cytochrome P450 6g1-like. The record is from RefSeq and is a predicted model, not a curated record. NCBI's taxonomy places the organism in Eukaryota, Metazoa, Arthropoda, Insecta, Diptera, Psychodidae. The coding region runs from base 24 to 1532 and encodes 502 amino acids. Gene Ontology annotation, molecular function: oxidoreductase activity, acting on paired donors, with incorporation or reduction of molecular oxygen; monooxygenase activity; heme binding. The transcript is spliced from 3 exons.
AAAGAAUUCAUUCGUGUGAUAAGAUGUUUGUGCUAGGAGUGACAGCCGUUUUAAUUUUGUGCAUUGUAGCCUUUCUGAUUUGGUGGCAGAAAUCAGCAAGGCUGUAUUGGGAGAAAAAUGGGGUAUCCUACAUUCCAGGUCCUCCCUUAAUUGGUAUCCCAAAAGACUGUAUGAUGUUAAAGAAGAACUGUGGAGAGCUUUUUAUGGAAAUCUAUAAUAACGAAAAGUUCAAAGAUGAACCAAUUACUGGGGUUUACUUUUUCAAUAAACCGAGUUUGGUUGUUCGGCAUCCUGAACUGAUUAAGAAAAUCCUUAUAAAGGAUUUUUCAAAUUUUAUGGACAGGACUUUAAGUGGUGAUCCGUAUCACGAUGUAAUUGGUAUGGAUAACCUCUUUUUAGUAAAAGGACAACGUUGGAAAACAAUUCGGCAUAAACUUUCCCCCAUCUUUACAACGGGAAAAGUGAAAAAUUUCUUCCUAUUGAUGAUGGAAGUAAUCAAAAUUUUAGAGCAAAAGCUCGCAGAGGAAAUUGGUGAUGAACCUCAAGAGUACGAUGCGAAGGAACUCGCUUCAUUGUAUACAACAGACACAUUAUCUCUAUGUGCCUUUGGAGUACAGGCCAAUAGUCUUUUAGAUCCUAAAGCUGAUAUCCACGAGAAUAUCAAAAGAGCUAUUGAUUUUAACUGGCAGCGUGGUUUAGUCUAUCUUUUAAGCUUCUUUCUUCCCAAAUUAUCAAGCGUUUUUGGCUUAAUAUUAUUCUCAAAGGAAACGAAUGAUUUUCUCAGAUCCACAAUUAACAAUGUUAUGGAAGAACGCAUUAAAAGUGGCAUAAAACGCAAUGAUCUCAUUGAUACUCUUAUUGCUAUGAAUAAAGAAGAUUCUGAUUUGUACAAAGGCGACACUCUUGUGGCUCAAGCUGCUAUUUUUCUAGCUGCUGGAUAUGAAACAUCUUCUUCCGCAAUAUCCUUUGCUCUGUAUGAAUUAGCUCAGAAUCCAGAAGUCCAAGAAAAGCUCAGACAAGAAAUCAAUUCUUAUAUCGAAAAAUAUGGUUCAGUUCAAUAUGAGACAAUUCAUGAAAUGGAAUAUUUACAUUACGUUGUUCAAGAAACUCUUCGAUUGUACCCUAACCUGACAUUUUUGGAUCGAAAUUGCACUCCAACGGAUGGAAAAAGCUCAUAUUCACUGGAACCAUAUCAUAAGUUUGCAAUUCCUCGUGGAAUGCCCGUCUAUAUUCCCGCAAUGGCCAUUCAACGAGACCCAAAUUAUUUCCCAGAUCCAUUAAAAUUCAUCCCCGAAAGAUUUGAAUCAAAAAGUUCGUUGCAUCAAAGUAACUUCUUAUCUUUUGGGAUUGGACCAAGAGAAUGUAUUGGAAAGAGGUUUGCAUAUUUUCAAGUUAAACUGUCUCUUGUAACGAUUUUACGUCACUACAAGGUUGAAGCUUCAGAGAGAACUCCAAAAACAAUUAAACUUGAUAGGAAAGCCGUGGUCCUCCGUUCUGAAGAACCACUUUAUAUUAAUUUAUCUAGAAUUUAAUCAUUCGCUGAUGUAAUAGAAUUUUAAUGAUUUUAAAAAAUAACUAAAAAAAACUUAAAGAUGUAGCUAUAUUUUAUAUUCUGGUUUUGUUUUAUGUUUUAUUGACAGAAGUUUUAUAA